This is a messenger RNA of Nematostella vectensis (starlet sea anemone), 1761 nucleotides long. Its product is annotated as 39S ribosomal protein L40, mitochondrial-like. The record is from RefSeq and is a predicted model, not a curated record. Lineage: Eukaryota; Metazoa; Cnidaria; Anthozoa; Actiniaria; Edwardsiidae. Gene Ontology annotation, cellular component: mitochondrial ribosome; mitochondrial large ribosomal subunit. Bases 250 to 765 code for a protein of 171 amino acids. The transcript has a single exon.
GUUUACUUUGCUCCACAUCAUGAUAUAGGGCAACGAACGACACAGAAAACUCUCCGCAGGAGGAAAGAGGGCACAGGGAUACUUGUCAGUAAUAUUUACAGCAUUUUUAGAUGGGUCUCUAGCUUCCCCCGACGAUUACCGACUUCCGUAGACUGUUCGGGCUACGCGAAAAAAAUCAUUGAUUGGGAGGCCUGUGCUUACUUGAGCCCGUGUAUAUACAGGCAGUGGUGCUGCUCAUAAGGAUCCAAGAUGGCGUCCCGUUCGUUGUUCGUACGAGCGACUGCCCUAUCAGUUCGCCUUUCCAUGCCAGGUCGGCACGAUCCAAACGUCAAAAAGAAAUCCAAGCAGUUUAAAGAUCUGAAGAAGAAAAAGGUGCCGAAGAUUAUACGGAAACCAAGUGAAAUAGUGCCUCCAAUCGACCCGGAUUCUCUGCUAAAUCCGGCAUAUUUGGAAUCGAAUAGACAACGAGCGAAGGUAAAACUAAGCGAGGAGGAGGAAGAAGAGAGAAUACUGCUGUUGAAGGAAUGGUCACGGUACAAGAUGCAGCAGCACAAAGAGGAUUUACAGCGAUUACAGGAGCAGGCGAGGUGCCGGGAGGAGGCGCUCAAGGAACUCAAGAAAACCUCAGAGUUUUUGUAUAAAGAAGCAAUCAAAGCAGACAAAACUUUGUUCCCCUUACAACUGAGGGGACCGACCCACACUCCACCCCUGACGGGUUAUAUUGCGCCUGAUUUAGAUCCCGAUGUGAAAGGACAAGGAAUUUGAUAACCCACACCACCCUUGACUGGUUAUAUUGCGCCUGAUUUAGACCAGAUGUGAAAGGACAAGGGAUGUUAUGACCCACACCACCCCUGACUGGUUAUAUUGCACCUGAUUUAGACCAGAUGUGAAAGGAGAAGGCAUAAAAGAAGCAUUCUUUUACUUAACUUCCCUAACGACAAAUGUCUGCUGUUUGUCUAGGAAAUAUGGCUAAUUUAUUGUCAAUUGAAGUACCAAGUGUUCAUUAGCUGUAUUUCUGCGGGUGAUUGCCUGAAUGUUCAGGUUCAAUAUAUGUGCUAGUACUCAUCAGACAAAAGCUUUAAUUCAGACUCUCUUCUAAUCAAAUACAUUGACUGAAAGAAGCGAACAAGGGUUUGAAGUGAUUGUUUGUAUGCAUUGGCAUGAACCUGGCUAUUAUUGGCUGCUGACACUUAGGGUAAACCCUGCUGGUAAUGAAUAAAUUAAAUAUUUGGGGAAGAUGCUUCAAGAUGCUACAGACCUUAUGUGUCAGGCUUUGAGACAUUUGGCACCAGAAAAUGCAUCUGCAGCAAAGUUGUUAUUUUUUUUAUAAACAGGCUACAAUUAGUAGGGCUUACAUUUACUUUCAGAGUAGGCGGUGGAGAGUGAUAAGUAGGGGGUGAAGGUUAUUUAAUCUUUCUUGUUAAAAUAAAACUUAAGUCGAAUUUAAAAGAAAAAGUAGCCGGCGCUUGGUGGGAAAUAGCCGGCGCUUCCGCCGGCUGCCGGGUCCUGAUGAAACCUCUGAAUUAGUAUUCUUUGGAUGAUGUUCAAUCAGCAACAGCUAUUUUUUUUUCUUAGGUUGGGGUGACAUAUGCUGUCCCCUCUCGAAGAAAGCUAAAAGUUUCAUAGCAGUAUAAGAAAUAUUUGCCUGGAAAAAAUACAGAUAAUUUGUAAAACAAAAUAUUAUCAGAGCAAAAAGGAACUGUUACUUUUCUUUUUAGCAAGUUAAUGCUGGUAUUGACAAAUAAAAGAAGCUUUUGUGUA